This is a messenger RNA of Talaromyces amestolkiae, 306 nucleotides long. RefSeq lists its product as uncharacterized. Bases 1 to 306 code for a protein of 101 amino acids. The record is from RefSeq and is a predicted model, not a curated record. Gene Ontology annotation, molecular function: cullin family protein binding; ubiquitin protein ligase activity; zinc ion binding. Lineage: Eukaryota; Fungi; Ascomycota; Eurotiomycetes; Eurotiales; Trichocomaceae. The transcript has 4 exons. Gene Ontology annotation, biological process: protein ubiquitination; anaphase-promoting complex-dependent catabolic process; positive regulation of mitotic metaphase/anaphase transition. Gene Ontology annotation, cellular component: anaphase-promoting complex; nucleus.
AUGAAGGUCACAAUCAAAGAAUGGAACGCCGUGGCAUCCUGGCGCUGGGACAUGCCCGAAGACGAAGUGUGCGGUAUCUGCCGCGUCCAGUUCGACGGAACUUGUCCAACCUGCAAAUUCCCCGGCGAUGACUGCGCGCUGUUAAUCGGGACAUGCGGUCAUUCUUUCCACAUGCACUGUCUUCUUACGUGGAUUGCUCAAGAAUCCUCGAAAGGACUUUGUCCCAUGUGCCGUCAGAAAUUCGAAUGGAAAAAGAACAACGAGGAGUCGCAAGACCCCGGUCAACCUGUCGGGCCUGCCUCGUAG